AUGAGUAAACCUCCAGCUAUCAAGCGUUAUGGUCCAAUGCAUUUUUUUAUUGGCGGCGAAGUAUAUACAUAUCGUUUGCCGCAUAUGAGAACGCGGAAUACAUAUUGGUUGUGGGUGGUUGGGAGUGAGCUACAAUUGCGCGCAUCCGAGGCAUCCGAGGGAUGGAAUCGCAAUAAGCACGCAAAGAAUGGGUUAUCUCACAAGACUUAUGAAAAGAUCAGUGGCCUUAUAUUGAACAACACUGUUUAA
Sclerotinia sclerotiorum 1980 UF-70 is the source of this 249-nucleotide messenger RNA. RefSeq lists its product with no specific name. Lineage: Eukaryota; Fungi; Ascomycota; Leotiomycetes; Helotiales; Sclerotiniaceae. The transcript has 2 exons. Bases 1 to 249 code for a protein of 82 amino acids. The record is from RefSeq and is a predicted model, not a curated record.